This is a messenger RNA of Tupaia belangeri chinensis (Chinese tree shrew), 2334 nucleotides long. It is a transcript of the gene FGFRL1, whose product is annotated as fibroblast growth factor receptor like 1. Lineage: Eukaryota; Metazoa; Chordata; Mammalia; Scandentia; Tupaiidae. Gene Ontology annotation, cellular component: plasma membrane. Gene Ontology annotation, molecular function: fibroblast growth factor receptor activity; fibroblast growth factor binding. The record is from RefSeq and is a predicted model, not a curated record.
AUUAUCUGCGGGGCCGCUUGGUGUUGUGUGUCCCGCGGGCAGGGCCUGAGUUACAAGCGCCAGGAAUCCAGACGGUCCGGACAGGCAGAAAUGACUCCUAGCCCCGCGUUGCUGCUGCUGCUGCUGCUGCCGCUUCUGCUCCUGGGGGCCCUCCCGCCGGCUGCCGCCGCCCGAGGCCCGCCAAGGAUGGCAGACAAGGUGGUCCCGCGGCAGGUGGCUCGGCUGGGCCGCACCGUGAGGCUGCAGUGUCCAGUGGAGGGGGACCCACCACCACUGACCAUGUGGACCAAGGAUGGCCGCACAAUCCACAGUGGCUGGGGCCGUUUCCGUGUGCUGCCCCAGGGGCUGAAGGUGAAGGAAGUGGAGCCUGAGGACGCUGGUGUCUACGUGUGCAAGGCCACCAACGGCUUCGGCAGCCUCAGCGUCAACUACACCCUGAUCGUGAUGGAUGACAUCUCCCCAGGGAAGAACAGCCCAGGGUCUGAUGGCUCCUCUGGGGGACAAGAGGACCCAGCUGGCCAGCAGUGGGCACGGCCCCGCUUCACACAGCCGUCCAAGAUGAGGCGCCGGGUGAUUGCACGGCCAGUGGGCAGCUCCGUGCGGCUCAAGUGUGUGGCCAGCGGGCACCCGCGGCCUGAUAUCACGUGGAUGAAGGAUGACCAGGCCUUGACGCGCCCAGAGGCCAGCGAGCACAGGAAGAAGAAGUGGACGCUGAGCCUGAAGAACCUGCGGCCCGAGGACAGCGGCAAGUACACCUGCCGUGUGUCGAACCGGGCGGGCGCCAUCAACGCCACCUACAAGGUGGAUGUGAUCCAGCGGACCCGCUCCAAGCCUGUGCUCACGGGUACGCACCCUGUGAACACAACCGUGGACUUCGGUGGCACCACGUCCUUCCAGUGCAAGGUUCGCAGUGACGUGAAGCCCGUGAUCCAGUGGCUGAAGCGAGUAGAGUAUGGUGCUGAGGGCCGCCACAAUGCCACCAUCGAUGUGGGUGGCCAGAAGUUCGUGGUCCUGCCCACGGGUGACGUGUGGUCACGGCCUGAUGGCUCCUACCUCAACAAGCUGCUCAUCACCCGUGCCCGCCAGGACGACGCGGGCAUGUACAUCUGCCUGGGUGCCAACACCAUGGGCUACAGCUUCCGCAGUGCCUUCCUCACGGUGUUGCCAGACCCAAAGCCACCUGGGCCACCUGUGGCCCCUUCAUCCUCGACCACUAGCCUGCCGUGGCCUGUGGUCAUUGGCAUCCCGGCUGGUGCCGUGUUCAUCCUGGGGACAAUGCUCCUAUGGCUCUGCCAGGCCAAGAAGAAGCCAUGCAGCCCCGUACCUGCCCCUCCUGUGCCCGGGCAUCGCCCACCUGGGGUGACUCGUGACCGUGGUGUGGACAAGGACCUGUCACCCUCGGCUGCCCUUGGCACUGCCCCUGGUGCAGGACUGUGUGAAGAGCACUCGGCAGCCCCCCAGCACCUGCUGGGCCCAGGCUCAGCUGCUGGUCCCAAGCUGUACCCCAAACUCUACACAGACGUCCACACGCACACGCACAUGCUCACACACACACUCACACGUGGAGGGCAAGGCCCACCAGCUCCAGCACGUCCACUAUCAGUGCUAGAUGCCGUGGCCUCUCAGCCCCGGGGGCCCUGGGGUGGCACGGGCAGCCUCGGGCGGAUGGAAGGAUAGGCUGGAGGGCGACAGAGGCAGGUGGACCCACUGGCCAGGAGGCGCAGGUGGCGCUUUGAGUGAGGCACACUCACAUCUGGACACGCACAGAUGCAGACAUACAGCCAAGCGCACGCGCGCACGCACGUGGACCGAGGCCUGCAGGACGUCUGUGCUGUGUGACUCUGCAGUGCACGUGUAGCGACAGGCUAGUCGAUGAAGGAAUCUAACCCCCGCCCCCCGCCCCACUGCGAGGAGUGUUCACAGAGGCCGUGUCCCCGCCGGUGUCCCUGUCUAGCCUUGGUGGCUGUUUUUGCCACCUGCCCUGAGUGUCAGGAGUCUACACUACACUGGGCCAGGGCGGCCAGGCACAGCAGUCCCAGCCCCUGCCCGGCCCCCACUGCCAGAGAGAAGGGGCCUCGAUAUUUAUAUUUAAGAAAUUAAGAUAAUAAUUAAUAAUGAAAGGAGGGCGGGUCGCAGGGACUGGCCUCUCCUGGGGCUCAGGACUCACCUGGCCUUGUGGCCAUGCUGGACGUCCAUAUCCCCUUGGGGCCAGACACCACGACCCCACUACUGGUGGUGGCCCCAGAUCUCUGUAAUUUUAUAUAGAGUUUGAGCUGAAGCCUCAUAUAUUUAAUUUAUUUUGUUAAACAAGAAAGUGUGCAUUCUUUUCCUCUA